Molecule: messenger RNA, 5226 nt
Organism: Clupea harengus (Atlantic herring)
Lineage: Eukaryota; Metazoa; Chordata; Actinopteri; Clupeiformes; Clupeidae
Product: activin receptor type-1B-like
Biological process (GO): protein phosphorylation; cellular response to growth factor stimulus; cell surface receptor protein serine/threonine kinase signaling pathway
Cellular component (GO): signaling receptor complex; plasma membrane
Molecular function (GO): transmembrane receptor protein serine/threonine kinase activity; ATP binding
Source: RefSeq, a predicted model, not a curated record
AAGCGCAUCCGCGUCUCCUGACUUGCAGUGGUGUGUGUGUUGUGCGUUUGAAGUCUGCUUCCUCCUGUCAAUACACCACUUCAAUGUAGUAGGCUGUUACUGAGAUGCAAUGGGGAUCCUGUGAUCAUGGAUAAACAUCGAAUGGUUUUAUCGUUAUUGGUCCUGGCUGCUUCUUUUGGACUAUAUGAUGCCCUGUUGUGUAACUGCACCAAUGCUGACUGCGAGAAGCAGGGCUACCAGUGCCAGACGGACGGGGCGUGCAUGGCCUCCACCUCUGUCAUCGAGGGCGUGGAGCAGCGCGUGCGCGCCUGCAUCCCCCGCGACCAGCUGGUGCCCCCCGGCCAGCCCUUCUACUGCCUGAGUGCCGAGGGCUACCUUAACACCCACUGCUGCUACUCCGACUACUGCAACAGCAUGGACCUGCAGGUGCACCCAGUGACAGCCUGGCCGCCUCUGAGUUACACUGAGGGCUGGGGUCCGGUGGAGGUGGCGGCGGCGGUGGCGGGACCGGUGUUCCUGCUGUGUGUGGUGCUGCUACUGGCCCGCUUCCUCUUCCAGCACCACCAGAGGGCCUACGGGCACCGGCACCGGCUGGACGUGGAGGACCCCAGCACUGAGCACCUCUACCUGGCCAAGGACAAGACCCUGCAGGAUCUCAUCUACGACCUCUCCACGUCAGGCUCAGGAUCGGGUCUCCCUCUGUUUGUACAGAGGACGGUGGCACGGACCAUCGUGCUUCAGGAGAUCAUCGGGAAGGGCCGCUUUGGCGAGGUGUGGCGGGGGAGGUGGCGAGGCGGCGACGUGGCCGUGAAGAUCUUCUCCUCCCGAGAGGAGCGCUCCUGGUUCCGCGAGGCCGAGAUCUACCAGACCAUCAUGCUCCGCCACGAGAACAUCCUGGGCUUCAUCGCCGCCGACAACAAGGAUAAUGGCACGUGGACUCAGUUGUGGCUGGUGUCGGACUACCAUGAGUAUGGUUCUCUGUUCGACUUCUUGAACCGCUACUCGGUCACCAUCGAGGGCAUGAUCAAGCUGGCCUUGUCUGCAGCCAGUGGCCUGGCGCACCUUCACAUGGAGAUCCUGGGCACGCAGGGCAAGCCAGGCAUUGCUCACCGCGAUCUGAAGUCCAAGAACAUUCUGGUCAAGAAGAACGGCACCUGCGCCAUCGCGGACCUGGGGCUGGCGGUGCGCCACGAGUCCAUCACAGAUACCAUCGACAUCGCACCCAACCAGCGGGUCGGCACCAAGAGGUACAUGGCCCCAGAGGUGCUGGAUGAGACCAUCAACAUGCGACACUUUGACUCCUUCAAGUGCGCCGAUAUCUAUGCCCUGGGGCUGGUGUACUGGGAGAUUGCUCGGCGCUGCAAUGAAGGAGGUAUUCACGAGGAGUAUCAGCUGCCCUACUAUGACUUGGUGCCCUCUGACCCGUCUAUAGAAGACAUGAGAAAGGUCGUGUGUGAUCAGAGAUUACGACCCAACAUUCCCAACUGGUGGCAGAGCUAUGAGGCGCUGCGUGUGAUGGGAAAGAUCAUGCGCGAGUGCUGGUACGCUAACGGAGCGGCGCGCCUCACAGCCCUGCGCAUCAAAAAGACCCUGGCCCAGCUCAGCAUCGAGGAAGACGUCAAAAUCUAAGCGGACUCCGGAAAGAAACAUUUGUGACGAUCCGAGAACUCAGCAAUGAGAGACAACUGUCCUGCUACUGCAAAGUAUCCUGCCAGUCUGAAAAAAAGCCGCCGUCCACAGAUUUGUGACAUGGCCUACCUCACCUUCUUCUGCCAAAACUACUGAGUACUACAGUACCCACAGUCCUCUCCUUUUCCUGCCAGUUGUCCCAUCCUCCACCCCCUAUCUCCAGCCCUUCCUACUAGAAUGGCCGUCGACUGCAACUACUGAUCUUACUACUUUAACUAUUACUUUCAACGGCAACCACUAUUACUAUGCCCCCUAUGUGAAUAUAUGAAUAUAUCAUUAUUUAUGGUGGGUAAAUAUGACUGUAUAUUUGUCAAUUUUUUUCGUAGUUCCCCAAAAACUUGCGUCUAUUUGAAGGUCUACUGAAUUUACUCUUUGCAAUACCUUGACCCGUGGUAAAUAGCUAAUAUUGGCACAGAGGUUCUUUUAGGAUGUUUUUAAAGAACCCUCUAGUGUUUGGAUUCAAUGGGCCCUUUUUUAUGCACACGAGCAGAAGCGUCUGCCCCUCUUCUACUCUCUCCAUCUUUCUCAGCGUGGCUAGUGCUGUUUUUGCAGUUGGUCUGUCGUUUUUUUUCCGUUUUUUUUUCUUCUCUCGGGUUAGUGUUGGGCGCGGGAUGCUGUGGGUCAGAGGUUAGUAGACUAACACCGCUCAGUAGUGAGCACGGCUCAGAGCAGGCCGCUAAUCUGCAGCGCUUAGCCUAAUCUGGAGGCCCGCCGCCACAAACACCCACUCACAAGCAGAGAAGGCAAGGAGGUUGCAAGAAUGAUGGCGGGAGAUUAAAAGGAGGGGCCUCGCGACCAGCACGGACUAGGGCACAAGCUGCCGGCAAAGACUAGCACUUUUCCAUAAAGGACAUACGAUACUGUCUGUAAGCAGACUGGGCACUAAACCUCAUGCAUAGAUGCCUCUUUGUGUAAGUCCUCGAGGACCUCAUAAGUAUUGACCAUAGGAAACUGUAGCCCAAUAUUGAAACCACUCGUCAGAUAACACUGGAGGAUUAAAAAGGUAUAAGUUAAUGAAACAGUCAUAUGUAAACCUUUAAUAGUGGAGGGGUGGGGGGGGGGGGGAUAUUAGUAUGCACUGCAUCAGGUGGGAUAAUGUAGCAUUUGCAGCUGAUGUAAAGUGGCACUGAGUUGGGAGGCGACAAGGUUCCCUGGUGUUGAUUAAUGGCAAUCAGCUGAUGGUUGGCACAACAUUCAGUUUCUGUAGAGCACUUUGAUGAAGCACUGAUGUUCUCACGAGACAGCCAUGAUGUUUUUGUUAGCAUCACACUAGACUGUACUCAACACACUGCACACCAAGGAAUGGUACAUCAAUUAAUAUUAUUGUGUUCAACACUCCCAAUUCUGGAGUCGUCCUUUGACAAGGAUUCAAUUUGGCCAUGGAAUUAAAAUAAAUGUUUGAGGUGAUUCUAGGAAAUGAUUGAGCCGAUUGUAAAGUCAGUCCGACUCUUUGGCCAAGCCUUGUCUAGGAAACCAUUGUAUUUCUUUCUGGAGUGUUACAAUUUGCCCUGAUCAAGAAAGCUGAUGUACAUAACAUUUAUUUUUUAAAGGUACGGCAUUGUAUAUAUAUUUUACCUAAUGAUUUUUUUUGUCUCUGAUACUUAGCUAAGUUAUUAUCACUUGGGAGUUUGUUUGUUUGGAAAUGCUCGUAAGUAAGCCAUUGGCAUCACAAAGGACUUGGUUGGUCCUGAUUAUGCACUGGUCACUGAAGGAGGGAAGGCCCUCUCACUAAGUUCGUCACUGACUAAUGCACAUGGAAGGUUAAAGAGAAACACUGGUAAAUGUCUCGGUGCUUUGGGAAGACAUGAUGGCGUAGAGUUUUAGAUAAUGAUUUACAUGAAGUAUCCAUCAACUACCAUGAUUGACUGCUUUAUUUCACACAAAGGACAAGUUCAGUUCGGUUUUUCCAGAUCAUGAGUAAUGUUGACCUAGGAUCUCUGGGAAGUAGUUGGCCUUGACACAACCAAGUCAAAGUCCUUAUGAGAAUAUAUUGACACAGCACUCCCACUUGAUGUCUGAUUCCUCGGUCCAAGUAGGGGUUAACGACUUAAAGUCGUUAAUAUUGUUGUUAACUGGUUAAUUUGUAACUCGUUAAUGGCUUGUCCGUGCUGACUAACAUAAAAUGCAGCCGGUUGAAUGUGGUGAGCAGAGCAAGUUGAAAUAAAUGUUAGUUAAUGGAUACUCUAAAGCAUUGCUGAGCACUAAGUGGCUCAAGUUAUAGUGUUUGAUUGACUCCUACUGACCAUCAUUUGAACAUGACGGCUACAGGAUUGACGACUAAUUUCGAUCUCAUUUACCCUCAUUGAUAUGCAAGUUGUAAAUAUAUUGAAUGAUUUAUGGUGUUUUUGAGGGUGGCUUUUUGUAUUUAUUGAGUUUUGCUCUUCUCAGAGAAAACUGCAAGUUCACUUCUUGAAAUACAGUAUUUGUAGGUAUGUUUUUUUUUCUCCCCUGCUUAGUGAUGAAUCACAAACUGAAAGGUACGACUACUGCUGAGCUGAUACUCAUUCCAAUCUGCCAUCCCUUAAUCCUGCCUGAUAUUGACAACCACAGCAAAGCUGUGUGUGGUUAAAGGUUGACACACACGGCAUAAACUCAACUAUUCCAUAUUAUAUUCUCCAAAUCAGAAGUCCCUUCAGCCCACAUGCAGGAGCUUUGUCCCGGGUUGGCAAAUCUAUCCUGCAUCGUUCCCGCGUCAGAAAGAGCUGGGUUUUAAAAUUGCACUGUGGUGUAGCCCGAGGCAUGUGUGCUGUAGAAGAAAAGAAUAUAUGGUUUCAAUUAUUUCAAGAAAUUGUGGAAAAACUGCAUUUUUGUAUUAUGCCACGGUGAAAUAUUUGAUGUCCUGAUACAGCAGACUGUGCAUCUUUAGCGUAACUAAGCCUAGCACAUCAGAGCGAUAACCCAAACCUUUGAUUGGAAGUUAUUUAGCCUCCUGUAGUGAGGAUCCAUGUCGCUUACAUAUUUUAUUAUUGAAUGUCCACUUCUCAUGAAUAUAUACCACUGAAUAGAUCCAACCUUGCAAACACUACUGAGAUCCCCUACACUGUCUGUUUUCUGUUCUUUAAACAUUGGGUGUUAAUUUUAUUUUUGUGUGUGUGUUUAUGUGUAAUGUUUUAAGGGCAGAAGGGUUCUAUGUAUAUAUACAUAGAUUUUCUGAAAUACUGCUGCUAAGGGCUUUUGGGGUAUACAUAGGUAUUUUUGAGUUUCUUGUUUAGAUGUUCCCAUCACUUCCUUGCCCCAUAAGGAAAGAGUAGCACCUCACCUGCCUGUUUUACCCAAAGGUUGUUAAUGCCUGGGUCCUCUUUCCCCCUUGAUCUCUGUUAGCCAUUAGCACAGAUGCCCGUCAGAUCUACUCCUUCUCUCACUCUCUCAACAAUCACUUGUUAAGAUUUACAAUCAUGAAUAUAAACUUUGAAUCAUGACCCUGUACCUGAACGUGUUGUGGGGAUUAGGAUGAAAUCCUGCUGAUAAGCUUUUUUUUCUUCCAAACUUGUAAAUAGGGUAAUAUUAUACAGAAAAUAAAUUCAAUAUUUCCUACUC